CUGAGUUGCCAUCUCCGCGAGAUCCUAACGCAUACAUCGCAGAACGUAGUUGAACAACAGUCACAUACAAGGCUUAUCUUGCAAGCUUCUUCAGAGAUUUUCAAGUGCAAAAGUUACUAAGUGAGGAGAAGCAGUAGAAGUGGCAGUGGCAGUUGGAGUUGCUGUAGUAAAAGAAGUAGUGGGAGCAGUACGAACUAAUUGUGACGCGAGUGUUGGUUUAUCUCCUCUCGGGUUUCUCCAUUGACAUGAUUUUGAGUCGCGUGUCCUCACAAUCGUUGCUUUCGAAAUUGGACCGCUCAAGUGAUGAUGAGUCGUAUUCCACCACCACCGAUUCUGCCGCCUCAUUCAUCCGGAUUUCAGCCGCUCCCUCUCGGAGCGAUAGUCAGUGCUCGUGUUUGUCCUGCUCAGUCCCUGGAGAAGUCAAGCGACGUGAGUCCAGACUGAAUCCGGGGGUGAGAGCCAAUGACUACUACAGAUUCGAUGAGAUUCUCGGGGAGGGUACCUAUUCAGUGGUUUAUCUGGCCGAGAGCCGUUCCGAGAAGGAGCAUUGGGUGGCCAUCAAAGUCAUCGAAAAGACCUCAUUGUCAGGCCAGGAAGAUAUGACUUGGUUGAUCGAGCGAGAGAUCCGGAUCAUGACCAUCUUGGACCACCCUCAUAUCAUUCAUUUGAAUGAAGUGUUCGAAGAGACAGACUCAAUCUGUCUCGUCAUGGAAUUGGCCAAGGGGGGUGAGAUCUUUGAUCGACUGAUCGAGCACGGGAGCUUCUCGGAGCGCGAGACAGCAGCCCUGAUUGUUCAGCUCUUGUGCGCCCUUAACUACCUGCAUGACCUCGGGAUCGUUCAUCGCGAUCUCAAAUUGGAGAACCUUCUCUAUUAUGACGAUACCGAGGACAGUAAGAUCAUGAUGGCCGACUUCGGCCUGUCGGAGUGGGUGUGGGAGAUCAAUGAGAACAGCCCGCUAUGCGGCACGCCAGGCUAUAUGGCUCCCGAGGUCAUUGACAAGAACAUUGUAACUCCCGCCGCUGACAUUUGGAGCGUUGGCGUCAUCACGUAUGUCCUAUUGGCUGGGUAUCCGCCAUUUUGCCCCCAGAACGGCCAAGACUCCGGAAUCAGUGAAGCGGAGGAAGAGAGUGCUCUGCUGGAUGCCAUUGUGAAGGGGAAGUUCGAUUUUCAUUCCCACACGUGGGAACACGUGAGCGACGAGGCCAAAGACUUUGUCCGCCGACUGAUGAGUCUCAAGCACAAUGACCGACCCUCAUGUUUGGAAGCGCUCGAGCAUCCUUGGUUACAGAACGCCCAAGUGCGCCCCAUGAGUGAUUCGCAUUAUAAAAAAUGGUCACCCCGAAAGGUGGUGGGAUUCUCGUUCUCAGUGGCAGUGAUCUCCAUGUCGUAUGUGGCGCUCAUCUCGUACUUUUUUCAAUUGACUAUUUAUUAGAUGUUUAUAACUCCCACGUCAGAAAAAUAUUCAUAUGUCCACCUUCUUCUCACGCACGUCCGAACUUGUUGUCAGUACGAUAUCUUUUCACAUAUCUUAAAAUAAAAUUGGUAACAUUUUA
Tigriopus californicus is the source of this 1554-nucleotide messenger RNA. Its product is annotated as calcium/calmodulin-dependent protein kinase type 1-like. NCBI's taxonomy places the organism in Eukaryota, Metazoa, Arthropoda, Copepoda, Harpacticoida, Harpacticidae. The coding region runs from base 246 to 1433 and encodes 395 amino acids. Gene Ontology annotation, biological process: protein phosphorylation. Gene Ontology annotation, molecular function: ATP binding; calcium/calmodulin-dependent protein kinase activity; calmodulin binding. The transcript has a single exon. The record is from RefSeq and is a predicted model, not a curated record.